This is a messenger RNA of Lacerta agilis (Sand lizard), 3197 nucleotides long. It is a transcript of the gene MLXIPL, whose product is annotated as MLX interacting protein like. Gene Ontology annotation, biological process: regulation of transcription by RNA polymerase II. The transcript is spliced from 17 exons. Gene Ontology annotation, molecular function: protein dimerization activity; RNA polymerase II cis-regulatory region sequence-specific DNA binding; DNA-binding transcription factor activity, RNA polymerase II-specific. Bases 133 to 2742 code for a protein of 869 amino acids. The record is from RefSeq and is a predicted model, not a curated record. Lineage: Eukaryota; Metazoa; Chordata; Lepidosauria; Squamata; Lacertidae. Gene Ontology annotation, cellular component: nucleus.
AGGAGAGGCUGUGAGAGGUGGGGCUCUUCGCCUGUUUGCCAACUAAGGUGCGCCAUCGUCACCUGGGGCCCACGUGGGGCACCAGCUUGGACUGCAGGAGCCCUCUGAGCCAGCUGGCCUUUGCCCCUCCCCAUGGCAUCCCUCCAGCCGGGCUCUUCAGGACUCUACCUGGAACCGCAGAUGGGACCCAGAGAUGACUCGGAUUCUGAUUCCGACAGCCCAGCCCCCAGCGGCACUAGGCCCGGGGCGGCCUACCCCACCUGCUCCCAGGUCAUCCACAGUGGACAUUUCAUGGUGUCGUCUCCGCACAGCGAUGUGGGGCCUCGCCGGCGCCACCAUCAGGCGGAGCAGGAAUCCCCUGCCCCUCCAAGCAUCGACCCCACCCUCACCCGGCUUUUUGAGUGCAUGAGCCUGGCCUACAGUGAGAAACUGGUGUCCCCCAAAUGGAAGAAUUUCAAGGGGCUGCGGCUGCUUUGCCGGGACAAGAUACGCCUCAACAAUGCCAUUUGGAGAGCCUGGUACAUCCAGUAUGUGGAACGUCGGAAGAGUCCCGUCUGUGGAUUCGUCACCCCCCUGGAUGGCUCAGAGGCAGAUGAGCACCGGAAGCCAGAGGCUGUUGUGCUGGAAGGGAACUAUUGGAAGCGACGCAUUGAGGUGGUGAUGAAGGAGUAUCACAAGUGGCGGAUCUACUACAAGAAAAGGCUCCGCAGGUUCAGCCGGGAAGAGGAAACCGCCAGCCCCAAACUAGCUGAACCUUGGAAGUCUCCGGAAAACUGGUGCGACCACCUCUUCUCCAACGUGGUCCCGAUGCUGCUGCGGGACCAGGAGGAGGAGGCCGAGGGGAGGCAGCUCUUUGAUCUGGACAGCUUCAUCUCCGACAUCUCGGACACCCUCUUCACCAUGACCCAGGCCAGCUGCCCCCCUCAGUUGUCACCGGAAGAAGCCUACAUUGGCAAUGCAGACAUGAUCCAACCAGACCUGGCGCCGCUGCAGCCGACCCUCGAUGAUUUCAUGGAGAUAUCUGAUUUCUUUUCCAGCCCUCGGCCGCUGCCAGCUCAGACGUCCCUGAACUACCAGGACCAGCCCUGUUUUGCACCAGAGACCCUCUUCGGGACCACCGGCACCACCCUCCUCUCUAGCCCUGCAGACACCUUACUUUCCCCAGGCCCUGCCGCUUCUCCCGUCCUGCCCAGUCCUCGGCACCAGCCAGCCAGCGGUUGCCCUGCUCACCUCAGUUCACCUGGCGCCUUCCUCAACCAUGACCUCCUGCCGGCUCCACCCUCCUCGACGCCCCCCAGCAGCCUCGGCCCUGACCUCAAGCAGAAGUCCGUGUUCCCAUAUACGUACCCUGCCAAAUGGCUCAGCCUAGACCCCUAUGGGUCCUACUGCCCCACCCCAAUGCCCGGCGCCCCUCUGCUGAGCCAGGAGCCAGGGCGCCCUCCUGCCCCCAACCCCAAGUUCCACUACCCGCCCUCCCCGCUCUUCUCCCGACCCCCAUCCCCAUCGCUCUCCACUCCCUGCUUUUCCCAGAACGUCCCGGGGUACAGCAUGGACCUGUCCUCAGGGUACCACUCUCCUCUCAGCACCCCACACCUACACACUGGUGUGCAAAGUCCCCCCAUAUUUGCUGCUGGUAGGGGGCAGCCACAGUCGGGGAGUGACCGGCCCAGGGCAAAGGGGGCCAAUGCCAAGACCAAGAGGCCCUCGAGAAUCCCAGCACCUCCACUUGUGGCAAUGCCCAACCCGUGUCUGACACAGCUGCUGAUCUCAGCUAAACCAGAGCCAAUUCAAGAUGCUUUUCCUGGUCCUAGCCACACCGUUGCUCCUCCGGUGCCUGAACCUCUGCAAAAUGCCUUUGGCGAGGAGCCGGCCAACUUCCUGCCCAGAAUGACCCAGCUCAGCCCUCGGCUGUCCCCCGCCUCCAGCCCCUCACAUUCCGUCCCAGCUGCGCUGCCAUCGGGACCCUUGCUCGUCCCCAAGACAGAACGGCUCUCCCCCACCCCUGUCUGUGCCAGUAACCGGAGGAUGUCGGGGCAGGGAUCCCCAGUGCUGCUGUUGGAGGGGAUGAUUUCUCCCAGCCCCUACUCGUGCAGUCGGAACAAGACGGAGCCAAGCAAGACCGAGAGCCGCCGGAUCACCCACAUCUCGGCUGAGCAGAAGCGCCGUUUCAACAUCAAGCUGGGCUUCGACACCCUGCACAGUUUGGUCAGCACACUGAGCUCCCAGCCUAGCCUCAAGGUCAGCAAAGCCACCACCUUGCAGAAGACGGCUGAGUACAUCAGCAAGCUGCAGCAAGAGCGAGCUGCCCUGCAGGAUGAGGCACAGCACCUGCGGGAUCAGAUCGAUGAACUGAAUGCUGCCAUCAACUUGUGCCAGCAGCAGCUGCCUGCCACGGGGGUGCCCAUCACCCGCCAGCGCUUCGACCAGAUGCGGGACAUGUUUGAUGACUACGUCCGUUCUUGCACCUUGCAGAACUGGAAGUUCUGGGUUUUCAGCAUCAUCAUGAGGCCACUCUUUGAGUCUUUCAAUGGAAUGGUCUCCACAAGCAGCAUGGAGACCCUCGGCCAGACAUCCUUGGCCUGGCUGGAUCAGUACUGCUCUCUCCCAGCACUGCGGCCCACCGUCCUGAGCUCCCUCCGUCAGCUGAGCGUUUCCACCUCGAUCCUGACCAACCCGGCGGCCAUCCCUGAGCAGGCCACCCAGGCAGUGACAAGGGCAGGAGCCAGCAAUGGUUCUUCGUAGCCCCAGAGGAUGAUGAGACUCCAGCAGGGGCUGUUGGCUAGAGCAGCACCAGCAAGAUCUCUCAUCCCAGCUGAGGAACUGUUUGUCCAGAGCGGCUUGGAGGAGAGAAGCAGCCUGGAAGAAACUGCCCACACCCCAGGCUGGCCAGCCCCCAUUCCUGGAAGGGAAGCCUCCUUCACCCUGGCAGGCUAUUCUGUGCCCAUUUCUUCCUGAAUUUACUAGCGACCACAGCUCAAAAACCACCCGGCGCAAGCCACAACCGCAGCACUCUCCACAUCCUGGCCUAUGUAGGAAGUGGACUUGCCACCAGACCUCAUGUAGGCUGUGUACUUCUUCACACAGCGCAUAGUUCAACUGUGGAACUCGCUCCUGCAGGGAGCAGUGAUGGCCACCAAACUAGAUGGCUCUAAAGAGGAUUAGACGAAUGCGGGAGGGGAGGGCUAUUGAUGGCUACA